GCGGGCAGGGUUGGCGUGGCCUCUACAGCACUUGUCCAGCCAGAUGCUGGUCCCAGGCUUCCCCCUUUAGGAGUCUGGUGUCCUGAGACAAAGGGAAUUUAACAUAAAGUAGGGCUGUGGAGCCCUUCAGGCCACUGGAGAAGGUGGUCACUGGUGGGCUCUGGGAAGGGAGUCCCCUCGGGCCUCUGUGCUACGGCCACAGGUGUCCGUAUGUUUGGUUCCAGGGAGGGCCUUUCCUUCCUCCCCAGACGCAGCUUCUGCUGUUCCAGAAAAGAUAAAAAUAAAGCUUGGUCUCAGCAAGGGCUCAGGGGUUCCUUCUGAGACCCAUGAGCCUCGGGGUGCUGUUGAGAGCAGGAUUUCUGCCAAAAAUAAAACACGGCUUCCUGGCCGCUGGCCUGGGAGAGCCAAGAAAGUGAGUGGCAUGUCCGGGACCGAGGGUGGCGGAGAGCUGAGCACAGGCCCCGAGACGGGCCGUCCGGCUGCAGGGGCUUUGAAAACUGACCCGGGCCCGUGGGAGCCAGUGAGCAGGAGCCGCUCCCGACUGUGCAGAGAGGCGCUGCGUUCACGGAAACCACACGCUUAAAGUCAGACGUGAGCAUUUACAGCACAGGCGUGAAAGUGGCAUUUAAUCACAUGCCAACUGUGCGGUGUCACCACUGGCCACUCCAGGAGCCCCGUGCCAUCCAGCGGGCGCUUGCACACCCCUCCCCUCCCCACCCUUCUGCCCCGGUGACCACCAGUCUGCUUUCUGGUAUUUUAGCUCAAUGCAAGAAGGAUUUCUCAAAAGCUGGGCUCAGAGAUGAGUGUGUCUGUAAAUCGUAUUGACUCGAUAUUUGCGCCGUCAAGCGAUCCUCUCCUGGGAAGGCAGUUACGUCACUCACUGAAAUAGAAGUAAGCAGGUGGUAAAUGACUUAAAACAGAUGCCGAAAACAUCUACUCGUUGUGCAGCUGCAGUGCAGAGAAUGGUGUGACGUUCGACUCCCCCUUUCUGCUGUGUUUUUAGAAAGGUUAAAAUUACCUCCUUUUGUGCCUGUGUUGUGACUCACUCAGUGAACUCCUCAUGGACUUUGUUCUAGAAGCUCUGUGUUUCUUUAUCAUAUUCUGAUGGACAGAGGACGUGGCAUCGACUACAAGACGACCACCAUCCUGCUGGACGGGCGGCGCGUGAAACUGCAGCUCUGGGAUACUUCGGGGCAGGGAAGAUUUUGCACCAUAUUCCGCUCCUACUCUCGGGGUGCACAGGGUGUGAUCCUGGUCUAUGACAUUGCGAACCGCUGGUCUUUCGACGGGAUCGAUCGAUGGAUCAAGGAGAUCGAUGAGCACGCUCCCGGAGUCCCCAGGAUCCUGGUGGGGAACCGCCUGCACCUGGCAUUUAAGCGGCAGGUGCCCACGGAGCAGGCCCAGGCCUACGCCGAGCGCCUGGGCGUGACCUUCUUUGAGGUCAGCCCUCUGUGCAAUUUCAACAUCACGGAGUCGUUCACGGAGCUGGCCAGGAUCGUGCUGCUGCGGCAUGGGAUGGACCGGCUCUGGCGGCCGAGCAAGGUGCUGAGCUUGCAAGACCUCUGCUGCCGGGCUGUCGUGUCCUGCACGCCGGUGCACCUGGUGGACAAGCUGCCGCUGCCCAUCGCCUUACGAAGCCACCUCAAGUCCUUCUCCAUGGCCAACGGCCUGAACGCCAGGAUGAUGCAUGGACGGUCUUACUCCCUCACCACCAGCUCCACCCACAAAAGGAGCGGCCUCCACAAGGUGAAGCUCCUCCGCCCGCCCCAGAGCCCACCCAAACACUGCACGAGAAACAGCUGCAAAAUUUCGUAAGGAAGGCUCUGCACUGGGCACGGCGCAGUCUCUCCAGGAGAAACUCGGUGCCACCCAGGCAGCUGGCGGGUGCAUCUUGGAUUCCGGUGGUUUCUGUGAAUGUCGCCGCUUGGCAGCGUGUGCGGCGCCCCCUGGGCGGUGGAGACACACUGCACUAUCGGACUUGGGAUUUCCACGUGGGUGUGCAUGAAGCUUGUUUUAGAUGUGUGUGUAUAAAGGGAAAAUUAGUACUCUGCUCAACUCUCGGUAACAUGAAAUGUCGAAUGUUACUUACACGAUUGUGCUGCAACUUUUUCCUUAAAAUAACUGCUUUUGUACGAGCGUAAUAUCCGAGUGGUUCGAAUUUGAGAGGCAGUGGUGGUGAGAAUUGAGAGCCAUCGAUAUUACAAGGGGGUCUUUUUGUAAAACUCCUUUUUAACGUCAAAGCACCAAUUUAUAAAACGCUGCAGAUGUGGGGGUCACGUGCCAGCGAACUGUCCGGCCUGUGUAUCCGGAUUUGAUAACGUUUUUGCUAGUUAUUUACUACAUUUUGGGAUUAAUAAGUGAUUUAUAUGCAUAUUUUUCUGUGAAUCUACCUUUUUUUGUACGAGAUGUUCUACAAGUUAUGAAGCUAAGGGAAGAAAAUGCCGAAGAUACCUCUAGUCACGUUGAACAUUUUAGCCAACAGCGUUUCAGCAGGCCAAGGACAAGCUGCUUCAGUAAGGAACGAAGUGAAAACAUUAUUUAAGACAAUGUUUCUCCACAAUAAAAUGUAUAGUUGUUUCUGUCUUG
Sapajus apella (tufted capuchin) is the source of this 2586-nucleotide messenger RNA. It is a transcript of the gene RAB40B, whose product is annotated as RAB40B, member RAS oncogene family. Gene Ontology annotation, molecular function: GTP binding; GTPase activity. Lineage: Eukaryota; Metazoa; Chordata; Mammalia; Primates; Cebidae. Gene Ontology annotation, cellular component: endosome; plasma membrane; synaptic vesicle. The coding region runs from base 1105 to 1815 and encodes 236 amino acids. Gene Ontology annotation, biological process: protein localization to plasma membrane; intracellular signal transduction. The record is from RefSeq and is a predicted model, not a curated record. The transcript is spliced from 6 exons.